UAAGAGAGAGAGAAUGUCAUUGCUGUUUUUCUUACCACGUUGGUAGGUAGGGGCCCUGCUGGAUCAGUCUGAAGGCCCAUCUAGCCCAGCAUCCUGUUCCCAACAGGGUGGAAGCCUGCAAGUGGGACACCCAAGCUUCCCAGCAACUGGUAUUCAGUGGCUCUGAACUUGGAGGUGGCAGAUAGCCAUCAUGGUCACGAUUGAUAAACUUCUCCUUUGUGAAUGUGGCUAGCUCCCUUUAAAGCCACCUGAGCUAGUGACCCCCACAUUUGGUGGUGGCAGCAAAUCCCACAAGCGAAUUGUGAGUUGUGUGAAGAAGUACUUUCUUUUGGCUGUCCAGAAUCUCCUGCUAAUCAAUUUCAUUGGAUAACCAGCACAUUCUAGAUUUACAUGAGGAGAAAUACGCUUCUAUAUCCACUUUCUCUUCACUACGCUUCGUUUUAUAAACCUCUGUGGUGAUGACCACUAGCUUGGAUGGCUUUAAAAGGGGCUUAGACAAAGUCAUGGAGGGCAGGUCUAUCAAUGGCUACUAGUCUGGUGGCUAUAGGCCACCUCCAGCCUUGGAGGCAAGUUGCAGGGGAUACUAGUUGCAGGGGAGCAACAGCAGGAGAGAGGGCAUGCCCUCACCUCUUGCCUGUGGACUUCUCAGAGGCAUCUGGUGGGCCACUGUGUGAAACAGGAUGCUGGACUAGAUAGGCCUUGGGCCUGAUCCAGCUGGGCUGUUCUUAUGGUGUGUGUCACUUCUCUUUACUCCUCAUGGCAAAAUUCUCAGCUCUGGGGAAAGUCCAGGUACCCUGAACUGCCUGAUUGACUAUGUACACUGACCAAUUUUAGGUACGGUCAUAGCGGGACAUAUUUUAUUCUACAUUUAUUUAUUUUUCACCUUUUUUCCAUCAUGGAACUCAAGGUAGGAUACAUGGGAUUCAGAAGCAGUUUCUUCUUCAGACUCAGACCUGCUUGGCUUCAGCAUGGUGACUUCAUUGUGCCUUUAGACUAUGCCCUGGGAUAUGAAUGCCUCCCUCUGCAUCGCCCUCUUGUUAAACAAAAUGACUUGUCAUUUCUCUGUAUGCCCUGCCAGAAUGCAUUCACAAUGAUUGUGUAGUGUGACAGUGGAAAAUUACAAUUCCCUAAAAAGACUGUGUGGCUUGUAUUAGAUUUAAUGCAGAACCAGCUUUCCUGGUAAUCUGGUAUUAAACCUGAUUUAAUACAGAACCAUGGUUCCUUUUCAGACUCCUGGGUCUUCUUAAUGUAGCCUUCCUUAGUUAUGUGCUGUUCAUGCUAACAUUAUGUCUAUAAGCUUGCACAGGGAAGUGCGUUAACAAGUACUGAGAACUAGUAUGAUGUAGUAGUUAGUGUUUUGGACUUAGAGCUGGGUUCAAAUCCUCACUCAGACAUGUGUGGUACUUUGGCCCAGUCACUCUCUGCCUAGUCCAUUUCACUGGUUUGUUAUGAGGACGAAGGGUGAGUGUGGCGAUCAUGUAUACCAACCUGAACUCCUUGGAGGAAGGGUGAGGUAAAAAUGCAAAUAAAAAAAUGAGCUGCAAGUUCGCAGUUCAAAUUUGAAUCCAGCCAUGAAAUAACUAAACAGCCUUAGGCAAGCCACUAUUUCUUAGCCUUGGCCCACCUGCAAUAUUUAUUAUUUAUUUUAAUUAUUUCAUUUAUUUGAUUUAUAUACCUUCCAAAAAUGGUUGAGAUUAUGAUCAAUAAUUGUGUCAGCCUACCUUUCAGGACUGUUGUAAAGCUUAAAGCUAAAGUGUGCUGUCAAGUCGAUUUUGACUCCUGGUGCCCACAGAGCCCUGUGAUUUUCUUUGGUAGAAUACAGGAGGGGUUGACCACUGCCGCCUCCUGCGCAGUAUGAGAUGAUGCCUUUCAGCACCUUCCUAUAUUGCUGCUGCCCGAUAUAGUACCAGUGGGGAUUCAAACUGGCAACCUUCUGCUUGUUAGUCAAGCAUUUCCCCGCUGCGCCACUGAGAUGAUAAAGUGCUUUAGCAUUUAUAAGCAUUAUCAAUAAUGAACUUGAGUUUAUUUUAGUUUCUAAAAAUCAGAUUGUUGAUCAGAGUUCGGUCCCAUGACUCAAGUUCAUUAUCCCUUAUAAAUUACAUUCAGGGACAUCUUUAGUCUAGAUUACAGUGCUGGGUGUGAUAUUUGGCAUCUAUAUUUUUUUAAGGGAAUCUCCUGACCACCACUAUUCACAUGAACAUUUUAGGCUCAAGUGAUGGUUUGGGAAGAAAGCCAAGAAAUGAAGAAGGGAGUCAAGAGAGGAACUCCCCUAGUCGAUCAUUUCUUGUUUUAUUUUCAUUUAGUGCCUUCCUCCCUCAUGCCUUCCUCUUCCUCUUGCCCUCUUUCUGACAAACCAUUACCAGAACUCGGCAGAGAGGAAAAAAUUAGGGGAGAGGGAAGCCAACUGAAUUGUGCAAAAUGAGCAAACCGAUGUCAGAAUAUUUACUAGCAUCUUCUUGUUCAGAGCACAGAUUUUGGACAAGCUUGACUUCCACUAGCCAGCGGCUCAAGUCUGUAUCCACAGCACAAUCAAGACUAUUGCCCUGCAGGACUGAAUGCUCUGGUGUAGUGAACAAUGGAAUCCAAAUAUGAGAGCUGUUUAUCUAUAUUCUCCACCCAGGGGAGCCCUUUCUUAAACGCCUCUAGUCCCCGGAGCCAUUACCAUCCCUCCCAAGCCCAGCCGCUGAUCCAGGAGCAGCAACACACGGCUCUGAGCCCAUCUCGUUUACAACAAAGGAAGAUCCCUAAAUCUCCCAAGAAAGCAGAAACCUUGAGCCCCUCACGUCUGAGUUUCCUGCCCGACUCUGGCAACCACAGGGUGAAGACUCCCAGCUCAGAUUCCACAAGCCCCUUCAAUGAAUCGUGGCCCUCAACUGAGCACAGUUCUUCCUCCUUGACCCCUGAGGGGGCAAAGGCACUUCCCUCCAUACAGGCAUCAGGGACCAAGACGCUGGCCUCACGAAGAUCCCCGGAAUCUGUCCUGGACAGCGAAUCGGUUAUUGCCAAGUACAUUGAGCGAUUCCGUUAUGGGCAGCCUACUAACCGUAGGGAGCGCUGGACACCCCACGGCCAUUCUGCUCAGUUCUGGUGGUUUGGUCAUUCGCUUUCUCCUGAAGGCAACACAUUAAAAAAGGAAGCAUCGCCGUCUUCAGACAAUGGCCAAGGUGAAGCGCAGCCGUCGUCUUUCAGUCCUCUGCUGGACCGGUCUCCCUCUGGAGAAUCCCAGGACACUUCUACCUUGGACCCCGAGACUGUGAACUUGCAGGAGAGAGCAGCCAGGCUCUUGCAGAGAAGUGCGUCCCCCACGAGCAGCUCCAGGCAGGUGAGCUCUGAAGGCCUUAGCUCCACCUCCACCCUCACAAAUGCUGAUGCAGAUCUGGUUGGGCGUGCCCCACAGCACCUUGUGGGGCACCAGAGCAAAGGUAGCCUGGGCACUUUCCCUUACCAUAUAACUCAGCUGUCCCAGUCCUGCUCUUCUUUGAAACAAGAGGAUGACAUCUUAUUCCAGUGGCGCCUGCGGCGGAAGAUGGAGGAAGCGAGCAAGGCUGCUGCUAUGCUGCCCCCUGUAACUUGGAGGAAUCAAUGUUCUCAGCCAACCUGUGUUCCCAAUAUGAUGGAAGGAGCAGCUCUGAAGUUGCCAGAACUCACCGUGUGGAGGAGCAAUGUUGGAAGAACGCUGCCAACAUCUGAAGCCCAGCUGGAUGUGAAAACCAUUGAUAAACAUCCCUGCUGCUGCACAGGCCCUAUGAGAAAUGACCCAAGCUCUGGGCAUCCCACUGAAACGGCUCUGUUCCGUACCAGCAACCCGGCCGUUAGAAGUCCUGAACCAACUGGAGAGCAGGAACCAGCCCCCCAAGGGGAUCCUAUUUCUGUGUACCCCGACUCUCUUCUUCCGCCAAGGCCUUCAGAGACCAGCAGGCCUCUGGACCAGAGCACUUUGCCCCAUGCGCAAAGGGCAGUGCAGCCUGUAGAGCAACUGCACUCUGAACCCAGAGGACCCCUGAGGCCAUUCCAAGUGGAGCGGAGCAGAGCAAAACCAGCCCGAGCCGUGGGAGAGCCACCAGCCAGCCCCCACCAACAUCCUGUUCAGCAUGUCUUAGGCGAGGUGAUUGCUGAAAGACUUUUCUCCCCACCUGAAUCUCCAGCUCUCCAUAGGGAUAAACAGAAGAGGAGGAGUGCAAAGAAUCGGGGCCAGGAGGAGGUUCUGCCAGAGACCGUUGCCACUCCCUCACAUCCCCAGCUCCUGAGCAUGGCUGCUCAGCUCCUUGAGCAGGCUGAAGACUCUGAUGGCACAGAGUUCGAGGACGAUCCCUUGUUGCAAGUGCUGAGGGGCCAGAGAGAUUUGCUGCGCAGUCAGUUAUGGGCUGUGGAUGUCCGGGUGACUCAGCUAGAACGUUCCCAUUCUGAUCAGAACUUUUCCUGUCCAUGAUGAGUCUCCUGCAUGGUCAUCUCUGCACCUGAAGUGUGCUUGAGGUCCCUUUCCAGCUGGCUCUGGGGCGUGAUGGCAGUGGACUGUUGCAGGCACCCCUAGUGCAACUGGCAUUCAGUGGUAUUUGGGGAGAGAUUCUUGUUGAUGCUGACACCCUUCUUGUAGGGUUGGGCUGCCUGCACCUAACAAGCUGGUGUAUUCAUGGGAGCCAAUUGGGUAUGCAGAGUGGCCAAGCACUGACAGCUAGGGAUGUCCCCAGUGCAUCCGCGGUGUCCUGUUUCCAUGGUUUCUUCGUAUAUUUUUGUGCCGGGAUUAAAAUAAAAGUGUAUUUUUGGAUAAAAAA
This is a messenger RNA of Hemicordylus capensis (graceful crag lizard), 4772 nucleotides long. RefSeq names its product proline and serine rich 3 (gene PROSER3). Lineage: Eukaryota; Metazoa; Chordata; Lepidosauria; Squamata; Cordylidae. The record is from RefSeq and is a predicted model, not a curated record. The transcript is spliced from 12 exons. Bases 2576 to 4429 code for a protein of 617 amino acids.